This is a messenger RNA of Caenorhabditis briggsae, 1878 nucleotides long. NCBI's taxonomy places the organism in Eukaryota, Metazoa, Nematoda, Chromadorea, Rhabditida, Rhabditidae. Gene Ontology annotation, biological process: G protein-coupled receptor signaling pathway. The transcript has 10 exons. The record is from RefSeq and is a predicted model, not a curated record. The coding region runs from base 1 to 1878 and encodes 625 amino acids. Gene Ontology annotation, cellular component: membrane. Gene Ontology annotation, molecular function: G protein-coupled receptor activity.
AUGAGGCGUCCGACGACGACGUCGUCAAACCAAUACAGAAGAAUCAUACCUUUUAAUUCUUCUUCUUUAUCUUCUAUUCCUUGUUCUUAUCUAUUUCAAUAUUACUCGUUCCUAAUUCUUAUCAUAUUAUGCUCUGCUAGGGGUACUGUCACUGAGGGCGGCCAACCCCUCACCGAAUUGCUCAGCUCUCUCGAUCAACCGUAUCCUUGUGGACAUGUGGUUGAGGCUGAGCACUUUUUGAGCACCGCCGUGGCUCUCAAAUUCCCUCGGCUCAUCCAACUAGCACAUUUUUUUGCGAACCAUUCUAAGAACUUUGAUCCGCAGCUUCUGGAUAAAUCAUCGUUCCUUCCGUAUCCACCGUUUGAAGUCUCUUUCGCCAGGAGGACACAUUUCUAUGGUCUACAGUUGAAUUGUACUGGAAACAACCAUCGUUUCCUCAUAGAGGAGUUGAACUCGCGGAGAGUCGCACCAAAACGGCCAGCGUUAGCCAGUAGGCCACAGUGCCGCACCAAUGGCUUCCACGUCUCGUCUUUGUGUCUCACGACCCGAACAAUGUCAAUCGCAAAGCCUAUCUCACCCUUCAACUCGACCAAUUCGACGUGGAUAUGUGCUCCGCAGUGGAUUGCCAUACAAAAGUUAGUUUUUGUGUACAUGGACGGUGCACGGAGGUCUUCGAGUUUCAGCCAAAGCAUGCUGCAAUUCAGAAGACGUCGUUUUGUAGGACGACACAUGCUGCUAGCCUUCAAUUCAAUGUGUGCUCUCGUGUGUAUCGGACUGAUUCCAAUAGUUUGUUAUCAGAGAAAACGACAACAUGAGGCACGUGGCUGGGCUCUGAUGGAGCUGUUCCUGAUCGGCGCCUCGAUUCUCUACUCGGUCCUUUUUCUGGAUAUCGUCGCACCGCCCGAGUACGGUUGCUGCGUGGCAGUUUGGUUGAGGCAGAUUGGAUUCUCGAUUUUUUAUGGAUCGAUUGUUCUCAAGAUUUAUAGGAAUCUUCAAGAAUAUCGAGUGCGGAAGGCGCAACAUGUAUCGGUUCGAGAGCAGGAUAUGCUGAAAUAUCUAGCUGCCAUGUUGGCCCUAACCAUCACUGGUCUGAUGGCUUGGACCGUUGGCUCAUGGGGAGACACUGCUCUUUGGAGGACUGCCUGGCCGCAGUGUCUUAUGCAGGGAUGGCAUGUCAUUUGGCAUGGCUACGAACUGCUAUUCCUGCUAUAUGCAGUCCGUUUGUGUUAUAAAGCCAGGAAUAGUGACUGGUUGGAGAGAUGGCAGUUCACUGUGGCGGUAUGCUUAGAAGCUGUCAUUACAUUGAUGGCUAAUUUGAUUAGGUACUCUAUUCGAAAUUCUGGACGGGCAGACACCCUAUUCAUAGUAUCAUUUGUGCACCUGCAAUUGACAGUUUCGGUGAAUAUUGUGAUUAUUGUUGCUCCGAAAUUCUACCUAUCCAAUGGAGAGCCCAGCCGACGAUCGAUGACACUGGGAGGACACUCGGGGCGGGCGCAUCCGUCGCUGGCAAAACUCAGAGAUAAUAUUCUGAACGGAACCAUUGACUUUGCCGAAGUUCCGAUCGUUGACAUGAAUCCAGAGGAUAUUCGAGCUGAGCUGAAGCGUGUCUACACGCAACUGCGAAUGUACAAGUUGAAGAAUUUGUAUCAAGACAAUCCGCACAUUUCGAAGAAGCGGGGAGGGAAGAAAUGGAGCGAUAAGAAUACCAAAGCGACGCGACGGAUCUCGAUACCGUCGUGUUCGCCACAAGCCAAACGGAUAGAGGAGGACGAGAAGAGUGAUCUGACAGUGGAGUCGUCGCCCCAUAACAUCUAUUUGAGCAAUUUCAAAGGAGCAAAUGUGAAUAACAUUGAGCAACACAAUUCAGUUCGGGUCUAG